AUGCCUCCAAUAGUCGUGUUACCAGACUUAGACGUGGCCAAAGAGGUCAACGAAAAUGAUGGUCACGUAGAAAUGGACUUCCUGAUGCCAAAUGGCAUCUUCAUUCCCAUCCGAGUAGACUUUUAUGACUCCAUAGAGAAUAUCAAAUUGAAACUCUGGAAGGAAGCAGAAAAUUAUCCAUUGUUUAAAACUCUAAAGAGAAUGGAGAAUUAUUGCUUCACAUACAUCAACCAACAAGGGCAAAAGGAUGAAAUAGUCGAUGAGGACAUGAUGCUAAAUGAGUUCAAGAUAGCUGCCCGUUUUCUGAAAUUAGUGAAAAAGAAAGCUGAUGAUAAAACUCGAUCAUUGAGUAAAAGCACAAAUAAUCUGAUUGGAAUGAAAGGUCAACAAUGCAUUGAUCACCAAGCAGAAGUGUCUCAUGACAUCACAGACUUUCGCAGAACCAUGUCUGCUUAUUGCAAAGAUAUUGUCAAUCGAAGGAACCAGGAUUUAUCAGGCUUUUUGAGGUUCCAGUACAAACAUCCAGUAGGAAUCCUAAACCAUUCCGUGUUACCUGAUUACAUUCAGAACAAGUUAAAGGAGGGCAUGGUGCUGACAAUCCACAUCGAGGAAACGGGGGUAAUUUACACAAUGAAGAUUGAGGCAGAUAAAAUCCCAAAUGACCUAAUUGCCAUGGCUCUGGAGAAAUGGAGGACCAACACUGGCAUGCAGAAUUUGAAGGUCUCUGACUAUAUCCUGAAAGUGAUUGGAAUGGAGGACUAUUUGUAUGGGGAGUAUCCACUGAGAUCCUUCAAGUACAUAUUCCGAUGUCUCCUGAGAAACAUAGCUCCGGCCCUGUGGCUGAGGCCAAAAAGUAAAGUCAUGGAAAAAGCAAAUGACCUUGACCACAACCCCUCCCGACCUCACCCCGAGCGGCCAUGUAAGCCCAGUCUACGAGGGAGGAACAGCAUCACAUCCUGGGACAUCCAUGUUAACUUCAAACUGACUAUCAACUCGGUCUCUAAAAUCAUCGUGGAUGAUAAUAGCAAGGUCAGACUCUAUGUGGGAUUAUUCCACGGUCCUGAGACACUACGAAUCGACCAUACAAAGGAUGCCCUGGUAUACUCCGAGACUGUGUGCUGGAAGAAUGAGUUAGAGUAUGAUAUUAAAGUCGAGGAUAUUCCACGAGACUGCAGACUCUGCUUCGCUCUCCAUAUAAGGAAAAACAAGGAAUACUCACUGCUGACUUGGGCCAAUAUCCCAUUGUUUGACUACAAAUCCAGACUUCUGAAAGGGAAUUAUAAGUUACACAUGUGGCCUCGUCAGGAGCAUAUGGAAUUGUAUGAUUCCUGUAAUCCCAUAGGCACCGUGGCUAUGAACCCACAAGUGGACCACUCUACCACCCUAGAGUUCACUGUCCCUGACUUCAAAAUCCAAUCACACAUCAUGUAUCCUCAACAUGAAAAGGUUUUACAAUGUGCAAGUGAAAACAUGGAGGAGAAGGGAAAACCAGGGUCUCCUAACUGGCAUCCCAGUAAGACCCACAUUAUCCAGUUUGAGGAGGUGAUGAACGAUGACAAGGGAGGUAACCGACAGCUGGCCGAGCAGGAGAAGAGCCUUAUCUGGAUGAUGCGGUACGAGAUCCGCGACAACUACGACCACGCGCUGCCACUCCUCCUGAACGCCGUCAAGUGGGACAACCACAUCGACGUAGCCAAGAUGAUGGCCCUCCUUCAGUCCUGGCGGCCAAUAGAACUACAGCACGCCCUGGCCCUGCUGGACUUCCACUACACAGACACAAAUGUCCGAGAGUUUGCAUGUAAAUGCCUCGAGGAACUCAGUGAUGAUGAUCUGUCUCAGUACAUGCUACAACUAGUCCAAGCCCUGAGGUUCGAGUCACACCUCAUGUGCCCUCUCAGUAAAUUCCUGCUGUCUCGGGCUCUAGAAAACCAACAUUUAGGACACCAUCUUUACUGGCUGCUGAAAUCAGAGAUGCAUGAAUCCACAGUGACUGUGCGUUAUGGCCUGAUGUUAGAAGCCUACCUCAAGUCGUCUCAAGAUCAUCUUAUGAUUCUCAGCAAACAGCAGGAUAUCCUUAUCAAACUGUCCGCUUUUAGUGACAUUGCCAAAAAUCCCAAUAAAAAAAUGCAAAAGAACAAAGAUGAUGUGAAGAGACUGAUGAAACAAAAAAUAGACAUCUUGUCUGGACUCUAUAGUCCUCUAACACCUCAAAUCUCCCUUAAAGAUCUACUGGUUGACAAGUGUAAGAUCAUGGACUCCAAGAAGAGGCCUUUGUGGUUAGAGUGGACAAAUGCUGACCCUAAAGGUCCUAAUAUUCUCAUCAUGUACAAAAACGGAGAUGAUCUUCGACAAGAUAUGCUGACCCUGCAGAUUUUACAGAUCAUGGAUAACAUCUGGAAAAACGAGGGGCUUGAUCUCAGGGUGAACCCCUAUGGUUGUAUUGCCACAGGAAGAGAGGAGGGGAUGAUUGAAAUUGUAACAAACUCCAUGACCAUCUCUAAAAUCCAGAAGUGGUACAACAAAGGGGCAUUUGCCAAAGAAGCUCUGUAUGAGUGGCUCAAAUUUAAAAACCCCAAUGAAGCUAGUCUGUCUCAGGCCAUUGAUGAGUUUACCUAUUCCUGUGCUGGGUAUGCAGUGGCCACUUACAUCCUGGGUAUUGGUGACAGACACAAUGACAACAUCAUGAUGAAGGAGUCUGGACAGCUUUUCCACAUAGACUUUGGCCAUUUCCUUGGUAAUUUCAAAUCCAAGCUAAACAUAAAGAGAGAGCGAGUUCCAUUCAUUCUGACGUCACAUUUUGAGUAUGUCAUCAGAAGAGGAGAGAAGGACAAGGAGAAUUUUGACAGGUUUCAACAGGUGUGUGAGCGAGCCUACAUGAUUAUCCGAUCUCAAGGAGCUCUGUUGAUCCGUCUCUUUAUGAUGAUGUUGUCUGCUGGGAUUCCCCAGCUGACCAGCGUCAGCGACGUGGAUUAUCUCAAGGACACGCUGGCCUUAGAUCUGUCAGAGGACGAAGCCAGGAAGAAAUUCAUUGACAAGUUUAAGGAGGCCAAAAAUAAGAGCUGGUCUACUAGUGUCAACUGGGCUAUCCAUAACAUGGCCCAUAAAUAAAAGGCAGGUCAGACUCAAUAAAGAUGGGUGCCAGUAUAUGACUAGUUCACUUAGAACUCAGGUGUGAAAUGUACUAUAUUUACAGAAGUGCCUUAAAUCAUGAAAAACUACAACAUAGUCACAUUUCGUAAGGGGAUAUUAGCAAAAUAGCUAUAUGUACCACAUGAUAUUUCUUAUUUUAAUUUAACUAAGAUAUGGUGCACCAUUGAAAAAUAUUUCCAUUGGAUUACUUUGCAUAAUACAUUAUUUAGUUAUAUUUUGUGAUAUGAGAUAAUCUUGCUUUUUUUUCACAUAUUAGAUGCACACAUGCAUGUACAAUGUGCAUAAAGAAAAGAAAAACUGUCUUUUUCCCUCAGUAUAAUUUGCUAUGAAUGCUAAUUUAUUUUUGUCGUAAGAAAAAUAAUAACAAAGUACAUGUAUUAAUUGGCCACCAGAUCAAUUUUUUGUAUUGAAUUCUUUGUAUCUCACUUUUUAUAGCAUCCAGUGUAUUUACUUUAGGGAGCUUGAUGACUCAAAAAGUUUGAUUUUAAAGAAAAAAUCUUAUGAGUCAAGGCCUUGUAAAAUUGGCUGAAAUUCUUAAUGUACAGUUAGAAACAAAAGGUUUUUUUUGAAUAAAGUUUGGUAUGAAACUUUUUCCCCUUUAUUUUAACCAACCAUUAGCAUAUAUUUCAAACAUCCAACAAAUUAUUUAUUUCAUAUGGUUUCAUUUUUUCAGCAAUUACACUUGAACCAUUUUUGUGUCAGUGCCAUAACCAUACUUUUGAAAUGAACCUUUUACCAAUUAAACAAAUAACUACAACAAUUUUUCAUUAAAUGAAGUCACAGGUGUUACAAAGAAGAACUCGCUAGUUGUUAAAUGAAAUCUUUAUUAUAUACAUGUAGUUUGGUCCUAUUGAGAAUUGGGUCAUAUUUAGGAGAUUUUGGUGGAAGCCCGCUCACUUGAGGGUCUCCUCUCAGUAAUCAUGAUAUGCCUCUAAAGCUCACCAUUAACCAUAACAGUGUGUUCCUGAUUAGUAUUUAAUACCAACAAAUUUAAUAAUUUUCUGGGUCCAUUUCAUGAACUACUUAAUGGACAUCUCUACAAAGCUUUUGGAUGUCAAGAAAUCCCAUCUCAAAAGAGCAUUCUCCAAGAUUUCUUAAUAUUUGAAGUUAUAUGAAGUACUUUAUAUUUCAUACAGUUAAAAUGUUAAAUACUGUUUAGAAAUAUAUGUAUCUUGUACAAUGCAAUAUUUUAAUAUUUUUCUUAGUCAUUUUUUGUUUUGUUUUAUUUUUUAUUCUACCAUUGUAACGAUCAAUAUUUUAUUUAUUUCAUGCUCUGCACUAGACAUGUAUACAUGUAUAUUGUUAAUAUGCAGUAUUUUAACAAUUUAACACAAAGCUGAGGUACAAUGUAUUUUAAUUUUGGUAUUUACCUUCUUUGAUUCAGAUUCAAUUAUUAUUUUUAAUUAAUUUUGGUUUGAUCUCUUUCAUUUUUUCCUCAGAUAAACUAUAUUCUUGUAUUCAUUGGAACAAUCUUGCAGACAACCUAAAUUCAAUGUACUAUAUACUCUGUAUUUAUACUCUAGCUGUUCUCUAAAAUUUUGUUCUUCUGAAUCUUUAAGUAUUUUUCUUCUUGCCAAAGAUAAAUAUUUUGUAUAUGAUAUACAUGUAUAAGUAAAUACUACAUGACAUGACGAAAUGUUUAUGUGCAAUGUAAAUAACAAAUGUAGUUUGUAUAUGUUUAUCUUUUAUGUAAUUCCUGUUCAGUGUCCUGAUUAUAAUUCAAAGGACUAUAUCCUGUAAUAACCAAUAGCUGCCCUGAAAUCAAACAUAGAAGAAUAAAUCUGUACUAAUUUUCUUCUGCUGACUUAAAAACCAUGCAUACAUUGCCUUUUUUCAUCAGCCAUGAUUUCAUGUUUUUAAUAUGAUGUAAAUUCAAAUUUUCAAUGUUUUUAAGAGAAAAAUGUAUUUUACAUCAAUAUUUUGAUUAAAAAUCGAUGAGGGCAGGUCUAGAUGUUGUUACAACAGUGUAUAAUAACUUCUGUUAAAUCAGAUUUGUCUUUCAAUCUAUACACUGUACCAUAGUGCACAUCAUUAGACAUUUUCAAAAUCUGGAUUUUAGUGGGGCAAAAAUGUGCUAUUACAGUAUAUAGUCCUUUUAGUAUGAAAUGCUUAUGUUUUUUGAUAUUCAUGCAUAUUUUAAUGUAAUUCAUUCCAUUUUAGUAUUCCUGGUGCUGUUUUAUUCUGAUGCAGAUUUCGAUUUGAGAUCACUUAAAAGUCUUUACUUGUAAUAGUCAUUUGAUAAAAGUUUAUAUAAAAUCAUGAAGUGACACAUUCCAUUUUUUAUAUGUUUUUUUUUUAUUGAUUGUUUUUGUGACCAGUAAGUCAUUUUGUUAUAUUUUAUGUAAUUUUAUUGAUGCUUAUUUUUGCUGUAUAGAUAUUUGUCUUUGGUCUAUUUUUAGCUUUAAAUGAAUUAGUUAAUUGUUAAUGGAGAUGAAUGUCAUCUAAAACUUCCAUGCAUAAAUUUUUUUGUCACAUUCCUAUAAUAUUGUAACAUUCCACAAACUGUUGAUCUAUUAAAUGCUACUCAAUUGUUGAAAUAAAAGUAUGUUAUUUUAA
Saccostrea cuccullata (small rock oyster) is the source of this 5706-nucleotide messenger RNA. RefSeq names its product phosphatidylinositol 4,5-bisphosphate 3-kinase catalytic subunit delta isoform-like. Gene Ontology annotation, molecular function: 1-phosphatidylinositol-3-kinase activity; 1-phosphatidylinositol-4-phosphate 3-kinase activity. Gene Ontology annotation, cellular component: plasma membrane; cytoplasm; phosphatidylinositol 3-kinase complex. The coding region runs from base 1 to 3108 and encodes 1035 amino acids. NCBI's taxonomy places the organism in Eukaryota, Metazoa, Mollusca, Bivalvia, Ostreida, Ostreidae. The transcript has 23 exons. The record is from RefSeq and is a predicted model, not a curated record. Gene Ontology annotation, biological process: cell migration; phosphatidylinositol-mediated signaling; phosphatidylinositol 3-kinase/protein kinase B signal transduction.